GAGCCCAAGGGUCCCCCAUGAAGACCAUAAUGCAGGAAAGAUGGAAUAUAUGGAGUUUCCUGUUGAACCAGGAUGGAGUGAGCACGGGCUUCAGUCUCAAGUAGAAGCUGUUCUCGUCGUAAGAGAGGUGUUGUCGACCCUGGAGAACACUUCAGAAGCAGUUGGACCCCAUUCGAUAGGACGAGACGACUGAUUGAAUGUAGGUGGCCCUUGAGCGGAUAGACUCCUUUGACUUGCACCGAAGAAGGAAAGUGGCGUUGAAGGAUGGAGCCGAGAGUAUAAGAAGGUUCAAGGUCAGGAACUAAGAUAGAAGAUAAAGAAGGCGACAUUUCGCGCAACACUUCAGCUCUUCUGCUUCAGCGCUCGCAUGCUCGCUACUAGUACAAGAUAUAAUUAUGAUGAUCCAUAUUGCUGGGGGAAAUCAUCGGGGAGAAAGACCAGGCGGCCGCAACCCGGGGAUACAAAUGGGGCCCGGACAUGGAACAGAGGAACAGGGAAACCAGUCGAUCGAUCUCGUUUCUGAGCGUCAGAUGAUGGAGGGACCCCGUACCGAGGACAAGGAGCAUAUCCCUUAUUUGAAAACAUUAAGCGAAGCGGAAGAUCCAUAUCCGAAGCCCCUUACUGAAGGGGACAUCCGUCCGGGAUCCCCACUGUUUAAAUUGGAGAAAGAAGACCCCAAGAAGCAUCAUUGGAGUAUUGGCCAGGAAGUGAAGGAAAGAGUUGUGAUCCAUGGAGACGCAGCUCGCCUAAGGCUCCCGCUCUGA
Aspergillus costaricaensis CBS 115574 is the source of this 764-nucleotide messenger RNA. RefSeq lists its product as uncharacterized. The transcript has 3 exons. The coding region runs from base 396 to 764 and encodes 122 amino acids. Lineage: Eukaryota; Fungi; Ascomycota; Eurotiomycetes; Eurotiales; Aspergillaceae. The record is from RefSeq and is a predicted model, not a curated record.